Messenger RNA from Protomyces lactucae-debilis, 964 nucleotides. Its product is annotated as essential protein that binds ribosomal protein L11. Bases 53 to 697 code for a protein of 214 amino acids. The record is from RefSeq and is a predicted model, not a curated record. Gene Ontology annotation, cellular component: nucleolus; nucleus; preribosome, large subunit precursor. The transcript has a single exon. Gene Ontology annotation, biological process: endonucleolytic cleavage in ITS1 to separate SSU-rRNA from 5.8S rRNA and LSU-rRNA from tricistronic rRNA transcript (SSU-rRNA, 5.8S rRNA, LSU-rRNA); ribosomal large subunit export from nucleus; ribosome biogenesis. NCBI's taxonomy places the organism in Eukaryota, Fungi, Ascomycota, Taphrinomycetes, Taphrinales, Protomycetaceae. Gene Ontology annotation, molecular function: protein binding.
GGCUGACGACCACGGACUGGAGGACUAUUGACACCCUUUAACGGCUACGGAGAUGGCGGCAGCAGCGCAAGCACCCGUCAAGGAUACAUCCAUCGUCGUAGAGAAACCCAUACCCGUCGAGCUGGACAUUGGCUUGCUGGCGGCCUUCGAUAUCAACCCGCUGCCCGAUGCGACGGCAGAGACACUCAAGCGAGUCGCUCGCGAGGGCGCACAGCUCCUGGUCAAUGGCAUUUUAUCUUGCCCGAUCAACACAUCAAAAGACGGUGUGCUCAUCAGCCUACCUGAGAUUGUGACACGGCUACCACGCGAGAAGCCUGUUCCAGCAGAGAAGGCAGAGUCCAAGUGGGAGAAGUUCGCUCGCAUCAAGGGCAUCAAGGCAAAACGUCGCGAGGGCAACCUCGUUUUCAAUGAAGAGACUGAAGAAUGGGUACCGAAAUGGGGCUACAAGGGCAUCAACAAGGACGCAGAGAAUGCUUGGCUCGUUGAGAUGGAUGACGACAAGUUUGCCAAGAGUGCAGCAGAUGGAUCAGAUCCCCGUGCGGAGAUGCGCGCAGAACGCAAAGCCAAGGGACAAGGCAAGAAUGAGAAGCAGCGCAAGAUGAACGAGGCUGGCGGCCUGUCUUUGUCCAAGAUCAGAGCCGUUGCGAGCAGCGGCAAGUCAACAGGCAAGGUUGUCAAGCGCUCUCGGCGCAAGUAGAGGGCAUAUGACUGGGGUAGGGCAAUUCUACAUUGUUUAAACACAAUAGCAUCAAGAGCAUCGUUGUAGCGUUGAAGAAGAAUCAAGAUUUACGAAUAGGCCAGAUGGACUUGCGCCGGUCAGCCUUGAUGCGAGCCUUGUCCUCUGCUGGCAUUGGCGUUGGCAGCACGAGAGGCUGAUCCGGAAUCGCAACAAAGGCGACCUCUUUCUCCAACGAUAUCGCUUCUAUCUCUCCAUCACUGCGCAGGCCUUGCCACACGUCGGGUG